Messenger RNA from Dromiciops gliroides (monito del monte), 5407 nucleotides. It is a transcript of the gene C1H1orf35, whose product is annotated as chromosome 1 C1orf35 homolog. The transcript has 9 exons. Bases 159 to 992 code for a protein of 277 amino acids. The record is from RefSeq and is a predicted model, not a curated record. NCBI's taxonomy places the organism in Eukaryota, Metazoa, Chordata, Mammalia, Microbiotheria, Microbiotheriidae.
ACUCCGGCUGGGGCUGUGACGGAGGCCGCGUCCUCCCUUGCUGGGCCCCAGUUCUCGCUCCGUUGUUGUCUGUCCCGCGACUUGUUGGUGAGAGGGCGGAGGAGCCUCCCGGCAGGCUGCGAAAUUUGGGUGACUGGCUUGACAGACUGCUCCCAAAGAUGUUUGGCUCUUCACGUGGGGGUGUGCGAGGUGGACAAGACCAGUUCAACUGGGAAGAUGUGAAGACUGAUAAACAGAGAGAGAACUACCUGGGGAACUCUCUGAUGGCUCCUGUGGGCAGGUGGCAAAAAGGCCGUGAUCUCACCUGGUAUGCCAAAGGCAAGAAAGGGGAUGUGACCCUGAGCCGAGAAGAAGAGCUAGCAGCAGUGCGCCAGGCUGAGCAGGAGGCCCUCCUGGCUGCUUUAGGCUACAAGAAUGUAAGGAAGCAGCCCACAGGACUGAGCAAAGAGGACUUCGUGGAAAUCUGCAAGCGGGAAGGGACUGAUCGUGAGGAGAAGGAUGUGGAUCAGCUGUCAGGCCUGGGGAGCUCCAGUGGCUCGGCCGGCCGGGUGAUGCUCUCCAAAGAGGACAAAGAAGCUGCCAAGCUGGGGCUCUCCGUGUUUACGCAUCACAAGGUGGAGAGCAGCGCCACAGUCGAGCCGUCGGCACCCCCAGCAGCCAAGAGGAAAGCCGAGCCGAGGCCUGAGAGCCACAAGAAAGUCAAAAAAGAGAAGAAGAAAAAGAAAAAGAAGAAGCACAAGAAAGAGAAGAAGAAAGAAAAGCACUCUAAGAGGCGCUCCAGCUCAUCGUCACCUUCCCCCUCUCCAGACAGGCACAGGACCACCCAACACCGUGCUUCCCCCUGCCCUUCCUCUCGGUCCCAAGCACCUAGGAGCAGGCACAACACGGACUCUUUGGAUGGUGGGCGUUCUUCCCCCAGCCACAGGAGAAAGCAUCGGAGCCCUGAGGCUCAGCCCCGGCACAAGAGGCAGCGGCAUGACUCAGAUGACUGAACCUCGUCCCCGGAAAGCAGAUGGUACAGACAGGGACCCCUUGAGUCCCCGGGCUGAAAGGCCAAAGCCCUCACCUUGCUUCUGAAGGAGCCUGAGCUCGCCAAUGCCUCCGGAGUAACAGGGCUUCCUUGUUUCGGGGGCAGAGCAGAGACGCUGGGGCCUUCCCUCAGUGGGGCUGAUGUGUCUUUGUCUGUGUUAAGGGACGCUACCUCUUAUCCAGCCCCUGUUAGGAUUGAUCCCUUCCCCCCCUUCCCAGUCCUCCUCAGGGCAGUCCUCCCAAUAAAGCUUCUGCCUGUGUCCCUGCUUCUCAGGGAGUUUUACGGCCCAGGCAGAGGGAAGAACAGAGGUCUGGGCCUUGGGUCUGCCAUCCCAGAUCGAUUCCCCAGAGAUGAGAUCAGCUCAAUUCACAGGAGGGAAAGAGUCUAACUCAUUCCUUGCUUAGCAAAACAGACCUAGGCCUGGGAGGCAGGAAGCCGAGUUCUGAUCCUGACUUUACCUCCCCAAAAGUGUUUGACUGUAGACGUGUCACCUCGCUGCCCUAAGAUUUCAUUUUUCGGUCUAUAAUGAUUCCUUUACUCCUCACAGCGCUGUGGGAGUGAAGAGAGUGCCUUAUAAACCUUGAAGAACUAUAGAAAGGUAAACUAAUAAGUGACCGUGUGACCUGGGACAAGUCCGGUCCUCGCGGUGGCCUCUGUUUUCUUACUUAUGCAGAUGAGGACAUUCGAGGACUCAGGGUUACACAGUGACCUGGUGGCUGUGAUUUCACUAAUGUUUCAUGUUUUAAGGUCUUCCAGCUUGGACAGCCUGCUUUAACCACCACUGGGCCUUAUAAAUCCAAGUGAAUAUUGCUCCCCGUGAGACUGCUGCUUUCAAGAAGGCGGUCAUUGCUCUGGCCUCAUUUGGGGCACAGUGGAGUCUGGCCUUCCACACCUGCUUGUGCAUGUUUAUAAUGGCUUCCAUUGCAGCAACACUUUUCUACACAACAGCUCUGGGGUAUUAUUAUCCCCAUUUAUCUUUUUUAGACCCAUUUUACAGAUAAGGAAACAUUCAGAGGAGUAACUUGGCCAGGUCACAUAGUAACUACAACAGCUCAGAUUCAGAUACAAGUCUCAAGACUUAACCUACAGCCUCUUCUCAGUGACAACCUCAGUCUAUUUGGUUCUAGCUCUUUGCUGGCAACAGACCUUUUUUCUUCAAGGGUGGCUUUGAGUUUUUAUAAAGAACAAAACAUCAGUGAGUCUGGUAGAUGUGGAGACAAAAUUUUGGGGGGAGAGGCACUGUUCACAAGCUCUGGUGUGUUAGGAGGAGCCACCUCAGGCUCCCUUGGGGCCCAUCUGGCCUAGCAUUGUUCUUCAGCUUCUGGAAGACCAAGCCAGGCUAGGUGCAGCAGCAGUAGUGGGGCAGGUUGGAGACAGAGGAAGAGGGUCACGAAUGGGAAGCACAUUGGACUGAGUGCUAGAGCGGUGCAGGGGUAGGUGGGUCCUCCAUUGGAUUUCCGAGGACCACUGGCAUCAGGAACAGCGGUGUGAAAGGAGAAGUAGCCUCUAGGAGGCACUGAGGGGUCAGCCAGUGCCCUUAACAGAAGGGUAAGGGCAGUGGCCCAGUAAGAUUGUGGGGUUGAGAGUGCCUUGAGUCCAAAUUUUGGGUCAUGGACCCCUUUGACAAUCUGGUGAAGAAUAGUGGUUAACGUUUAAUAAUAUCGUCAUUGAAAGAAAUGUUCAAUUUUAGUUCAGAAAUCAGUGAAAAUAAGGAUGAUUUUUUUUCCUUAUCCAAGUUCACGGACCCCUGGAAUCUAUGUAUGGGGCCCAAGUUAAGAACUCUUGCUCUAGUCCAGUCCCCUCCUUUUAGAGAGGCCUGAACAGGGGAAGUAAAAGCCUGCUGAGCCCUUGUUGCCCGUCCAGGCACUGAGAGCUGUGGGGAAGGGUUCGAGGAGAGGAGGGGGAUUGUGGGAACCUCGUGGAAGGAGUAGGAAGGACCUGCAUGAAGUGACUGAUGGGAUGCCACCCAGAAUGAUCGUAGGGCUGAGAGGUGGAAGGGCCUUAGCAUCUAUUUCGCCCUUUGAUUUUGCAGAGAAGGAAACCGAAGUCCAAAGAGCUUUCCUUGUUCAAGGUCACAGAGCAGGGGUUGGAAUCCAAGUCUUGUGACUCCCAAGUCUUGCCUUAAUUCUGUCUCCCCAUGAGUGGGCUUUCAUUAGCUCAGAAGAAGGAGAGGGUGUCUAAUAAGAAUUUGCAAAGUAAACGAACCUACUCAUUUUACAGAUGAGAAAAUCCAGGAAGCCUUCCCUGAUUUCUCCCUGCCAGAAAUGGUGGUUCCCUUCUCUGACUCCACAGAGCAAUCUGUCCCUCUUAUGUGUGACUUGUCCAGUGCUCAUUUGUCUCCAUCUCCUCUCCCCUACCACCACUACUGCAGGGUCUGCUUGUCCCCAAGAGCACUUCUUACCUUGAUCUGCUAUCUGUAAACCUUAUCCUUCACACCAGUGCCAGGAAGUAGGCAGGGCAAGGGGCAUCUCCCCUGAUGGGCAGAUGAAGAGGUGGGUGUGGAGGGGACCUGUCCAGAAGUGCUGGUUGGGUACAGUAACAGAAUGGGGAUGAGCCUCCCCACUCUCAGUGGUAUUUGUCUUAAGCAUCGGCUCCUUUCCCUGGCUGAGAGCCCCGGGGCCCUACCUGUAGUGGGUGCCACCAAAUGCCUAACAAAAGACUAGCGGUUACCCAUGGGGGAAGGCCCUGUACUGCACCUUUUGUCUCCACCUUCUACCCCAGCACACGACUUCCAUGUCUAUGUAUCAGCCCAGUUCUGUCCUGAAUGCCAGUGCAGCAUCACCAGCUGUCUGCUGGAUGACCCCGCCUUGUGAUCCUGGGCCAGUGGUGGUACUUCCCUGCACCUCAGUGCCUUCAUCUGUGAAAUCAGGAAGCUGCCGUGGGCCUCCUCCCUAAGGCCCCUUCAGGCUCUCAGUGACCCAUCCAGGUGUCCUGCUGGCCCCCCAAACUUUGUGUCCCAAACCAUUGAGCUCUCCUACCUUUAUCUUGCCCUUACUCCAGACAGUGCUGCCCUCCCAGUCACCCAAGGUGGAGCUGGAAGGCGUUCUCAGCUCUCGGGCAGUCUCUUGCCGGCUUGGGUUCAUGCUUCCUUCAUGACAUUUUGGCAUCUUGUCCCUUCUCCACCCUCAUGGCCGUUCCCCUUGCUUCUUGUCUGGAGUACUGAAAUAGCUUCCCAAGUAGCCUCCAUGCUCCAUCUCCCCCUUCCUGCCAGCCUUUCACAUAGAGGCACAGGUUUGCUCAAAAACCUUUAGUGGCUCCCUAUUACCUAUAGGAUAAUACCCAGUAUGAACUUCAUGGCCUGGUUUUUAAGGUCCUUCGCAAUUGGCCUCCACCUUCCUUUUCAAGUAUCUCCUGUUAUACUAUUGCCUGUCUGUGUUUUAACCCAACUGGAUAAUUGGUUUUUUAUUCCCAGAACAUCAUUAGAAGCUAUCUCCCCAUGCCUUUCAUGAUAUACUUGUUUCUGCCUCUUACACUGUCCACUUUUGCCAAGGUUCAGCUCAGGUCUUGCUUCAGUGGAGCCAUCGUGGGCCUCCUCCCUCUAUAUUGUCUCACUAUUAACAGCUAUUAUCUCUAUGCAGAUGAUUCUUCCAUCUAUAGAUCCAGCCUAUGCCCCUCUCCUCAGCUCCCAUUUCAGGUACCCGCUCUGACUUGGUAUAUCCAACAAAUCAUUUUCACUCCAAAACCCACCUCCCUUCCAAACAGAUCUCACUUUCUGCCUUCCCAACAUCUCUCCUCUGAUGUCCCCACUGUCCCGGUGCAGGGCAAUGACAGUUAAGUGACUUGCCCGGGGUCACGCAGCUACUAAGUUGCCUGAAGCAUUGUAAUGGCUGCCGGCCUCAAGUCUCUCCCUCCCUCCUCCACUCAGCUGUCAAAUUGACAUGGGGGGAGGGGGGGGUGUCAAGGUUAAGUGACCUGCCCAGGGUCACAUAGCUGGUGUCAAGUUGGCUUUGAACUCUGGGAUUCCGGACUCCAGGGCCACCUUGCUGCCCCUCUGCCCAUAUUCUAAUGGCUCCCUAUUACCUCUAGGAGCAAACACAACUUUGCCCAUUCCUCUCCAGCUCUGACACCUACCUCCAUGGGCUAAGGGUCCAGCGAUCCCGGCUUUCUUGCUUCUCUUUGAACACAAAACUCCAUCAGGUUGAAUCCCAUCUUCCCUAGGCGGUCUUCCAGGCUCCCCUACUACCAGUGCCUUCGGUCUAGGACCAGCUUCCCUUUACACUGUGUCUGCUGGGUGGGUUGUUGUCUGCAUGGUGUCUCUCCUGUUAGAAUGUGAGCUCCCCGAGGGCAGGGAUCAUGCUUUGCCUUUGCUCAUAUCCCUUCUGCUUUGCAUCCUGUCUAGCACAUAGUAAGUGCUUAAUAAAUAUUUGAUUGACUAAA